UCAAACAGAGGGACUUGGAUAAGCCUCUCUGGUUCAGGGUUUUAGGGUUUUUGAAGCGAGUAGUCCACUCACUCACUCACUCACUCACUACUUUUACAAUUCCAAAGAACCAAAACUCUCUAUCACAAGAUUGGAUUUUUAUAAUUGAAGAGAAGCAGCUAUGGCAAGUCUGAUUAUGGCCACAUCAUUCCCAGGUUCUAUAACUUCAUGUAAGAAGAUGAAUAACCUGUCUGUUCAGCGAGCCUUUAGGAUGACAUCUAUGCAGACAGAGAAACCUUUGGAGGAGCUAUACAAUGUUAAAGUGGAACGGAAAGUUUCACAGAAACGGUUGGAGGAGCUCGGUGUUUCGAGAUGGUCAGUUUGGAAGACAGGGAAAUGCAAGCUGCCAUGGGAUUGGCAGGUGGAUCAGUUGGUUUACAUUGAAGAAGGAGAGGUUCGAGUUGUUCCCGAAGGAAGCAAGAGGUAUAUGCAGUUCUUAGCUGGAGAUCUUGUUCGGUAUCCUAAAUGGUUGGAAGCGGAUCUUUUCUUUAACGCUCCUUACAGUGAACGCUAUUGUUUCAAGGCCUAUGGUGAUGAUUGAUCCCGACUUAAGACUUUUGAGUUUAGAGACAAGAAACUUUACACCUGUGUGUUGUGUUGUAGCCUGAUGGAUCUUUUUGUGAUAAUAUAAGAAAGCAAGUUCUGGUUUUGUUCUGCA
Messenger RNA from Camelina sativa (false flax), 697 nucleotides. RefSeq lists its product as uncharacterized. The record is from RefSeq and is a predicted model, not a curated record. NCBI's taxonomy places the organism in Eukaryota, Viridiplantae, Streptophyta, Magnoliopsida, Brassicales, Brassicaceae.